AUAGUGGCUUAUGUUCCACGUGCUCAUUUGAUGGAGCAAAUUGAUUUAAUGUUGUUUUUGUUUUAUAUAUAAAAUUUUAAUUCACGAAAUUCAAACAAUCAUGUCUGCAGCAAUGACAGAUGUUGAUAAAGAUGCUGAUGUGGAAAAGAAUGAAUACCAUUCAGAUGAAGAAAAGAACAUCGAUGACGGUGAUGCAACUCAAGAAUCAAAAAGCAGUAAUGCUAAAAAGAAAAAGAAUAAAAAAAAGAAAAAUAAACCAACUAUUACCGAAUCAAAUACAGUGGCUGAUGAAACACAAGAAAUUUCGGAUAAAUUGGAAUCCGAAUUACAAUUAGACGAUGUAGAAGGUGAUGCUGGUGAAGGUGCUACAGUCAAAUCCAAGAAGAAACGACAUCGUAAAAAGAAAACAACAACUACUGUUCCUCUUGUACAGACCGAUCCUCCAUCGAUUCCGAUCAAAGAUUUAUAUCCAGAUGGAAAUUUUCCACUUGGUGAAAUUUGUGAACAUCCGGUUUUGGAUGAGAAUACUGCCAAAUAUCGUAUCACAUCGGCCGAGAAAAAAGCCAUGGAUGAAGCAUCUGAAGAUCUAUAUCGUGAUCUUCGAUGUGCGGCUGAAGCUCAUAGACAAACUCGUCAAUACAUGUUGAACUACAUCAAACCCGGUAUGACGAUGAUUGAGAUUUGUGAACGUUUAGAAGAUACGGCUCGAAAAUUGAUUGUUGAAAAUGGACUUGAAUCUGGACUAGCUUUUCCUACUGGAUGUUCGUUGAAUCAUUGUGCCGCUCAUUACACUCCGAAUGCUGGUGAUAAAACUGUACUACAAUAUGAUGAUGUUUGUAAAAUCGAUUUCGGUACACAUGUCAAUGGUCAUAUUAUUGAUUGUGCAUUCACCCUGACUUUCGAUCCAAAGUAUGAUGAGCUUUUAAAAGCAGUGAAAGAUGCCACAAACACAGGAAUUCGUGAAGCGGGUAUUGAUGUACGACUUUGUGAUAUUGGAAAAGCUAUACAAGAGGUUAUGGAAUCGUAUGAGCUCGAAUUGAAUGGUAAAACCUAUCCAAUAAAAUCGAUUCGAAAUUUGAAUGGCCAUUCGAUUGGUCCGUAUCGUAUCCAUGCUGGUAAAACGGUUCCAAUCGUUAAAGGUGGAGAAGAAACCAAAAUGGAAGAAGGUGAAGUUUAUGCAAUCGAGACAUUUGGUUCUACUGGCCGUGGAUUGGUCAACGAUGAUAUGGAAACAUCACAUUAUAUGAAGAAUUUUCAUGUCCAACAUGUGCCCUUGAGAUUGGCCGGUUCAAAACAAUUGUUGAAUGUUAUCAAUCAAAAUUUCGGCACCUUGGCUUUCUGUCGUCGAUGGCUGGAUCGUUUAGGCCAAACUCGAUAUCUUAUGUCAUUGAAUGAUUUAUGUAAAAAAGGUAUCAUUGAUCCUUAUCCACCGCUUUGUGAUGUUAAAGGAUCAUAUACGGCCCAAUAUGAGCAUACGAUUGUUCUACGACCAACAUACAAAGAGGUCAUUUCUCGUGGUCAAGAUUAUUGAUUGAAAUUGAAAUAAUACCAAUUUUUCUUGCUAAUCAUAAUUAUGUUUUGUGAGUUGUUCUAUUUCUAUGAUUUUAUUCAUAUAUUUGAAGAAUAAAUUUUUUCUUUUUUGAGAAAUAA
Molecule: messenger RNA, 1650 nt
Organism: Dermatophagoides farinae (American house dust mite)
Lineage: Eukaryota; Metazoa; Arthropoda; Arachnida; Sarcoptiformes; Pyroglyphidae
Gene: und
Product: methionyl aminopeptidase und
Biological process (GO): proteolysis
Cellular component (GO): cytoplasm
Molecular function (GO): metalloaminopeptidase activity
Source: RefSeq, a predicted model, not a curated record